Xenia sp. Carnegie-2017 is the source of this 1850-nucleotide messenger RNA. RefSeq lists its product as uncharacterized. Gene Ontology annotation, cellular component: membrane. The transcript has 2 exons. The record is from RefSeq and is a predicted model, not a curated record. The coding region runs from base 419 to 1441 and encodes 340 amino acids. NCBI's taxonomy places the organism in Eukaryota, Metazoa, Cnidaria, Anthozoa, Malacalcyonacea, Xeniidae.
UUGGUGAACGCAGAGGAGGAAACGAAAGAAUGUUUUCGUUUACAAAGAGUGGCUGUGCUUUGUUGGUGGUGUUUUUUAUGUUUCGUGGAAGUUCCGAGACAGUAGAAGAAUUUUCAUUGCUUUAUUUGAAACAGUUGGGCUACGAUUCAUUUUAUGUUGGUUUGAUGCCUCUGUUUGGUCUAUUUACACAGUUGACUGGUGUUCCUGUUUGUGCAUAUUUAUCUGAUAAAUUUCGAAUCCGCAAAUUUGCUUUGAUUCUGGCUGUUUUUACCAGCAAUAUUGAUGUAUAUGAUUCCUCUAGCGACAGGUUUACCGUGUGAACUAUCAACACAGAUAGACGAUAGGUUAAAUUUUCCAAGCCAAACCUUGACGAAAUUUAUAAACAAAUCAGUUACACGUGAGAGAAUUACAAAGUAGAAUGUUCAGCAAUUUGACCGUCAAUAAUUUGCCUGCUGGAAAUAAAACUUAUGUGUUCGAAGACAAAAGUGGAAAGAAAUAUGAUAGCCAGAAAAUUUUAUAUUUUCUGUUACUCUGUACGGUGAAUGGAAUGUUUGAGCUUUGUAGAAGGCUGACAGUUGGAUUAGUUAUUGUCGCUGCAAUAACUCAUUUAAAAGACAAAAAAUCAAAAUUUACAUUGUACGAAGGAAGUGGUGCAGCAGGAACUGGAAUUACUCUUUGUGUUGUCUCAUUUAUUGCUGGGCACUUUAAAUAUACGAGAUGCGGUGUAGAAAUACCAAGUUUUUUUGUUGCAUUUCCAGUAGCGGCCGCUCAGCAGUGUUUCACUUUGCUGGGCGUACUUUGGUUGAAGUUUGAUUACCAAGACAAAGAUGACAAUGUAAAUUAUAAAACAGCAAUAUUGACAUUAUUGAAACCGCACUACAUCUUUAUUUUGUGUAUUGGAUUACACGUGGGUGCAUGCAAUGGGUUCAUAACACGUUGGCAGUACUGGUACAUGGACAAAUUCGGUGGAAGUACGACUGUCAUGGGUGUUGAGGGAUUAUUAAAGCAGUUAGUCCUUGCAACGUUUUGGUGUGUGGUCACUGUUCAUGUCCUCAACACCUUGGGGGAAUAUGCUACAAUGGCCGUUUCUUUAUUCCUUUUCGCAAUUUCGUUUGCACUACUUGCCUUGAUCAAAAAUCUUUGGCUCGUUAUUCUUAUUGAUAACUUUGAACUAGCUGCUUAUAUAUUUUUUUAUUCAGCAGUUGUUCUCUAUUUUUCAAACGCAGGGUCGGAAGCAUUGUCGGUUUACAUUCAAGGUGUUGUAACUCUUGUUAUCAAUGGCGUUGGAAAAGACGUUGGCUCAAUUUUGACUGGAUAUUUUUUUAAAGCAUGUGGCAUCAGGACAACUCUUUAUGGAUAUUCAGUCAUCUCUCUCAUUUUGCUGACAGUCUUUGCAUUGUUCGCUCUCACACAGAACAAUGCGCAAGACUACAAAAGCUAGAAGCAGAAGAUAGAAUUAAAGAUGUUCGGAGUAGAGAUAAGCCUCAAAAGUGAAUGAAGCCACCAUGUGGAGUGUUAAAGUCCUGCUAAAGUUUCAAUAUGCAAAUCUAGGAGCGGUUUUAUUCUUUUUAUCUCUUUGUUGCAUGACGUAGAUCACAUGAAAUGCUUUGUUUUAAUUUAUUCUAUCAAAGCAUGUAUUGAGUUUCUAAGAAGUUUUAAAAGUUAUUUUGAAUGGAAAACAAACUUCAAGUGUCUUCUAUUUACAGCAAUUUUCUCCAGAAAUUUAGAUUUUCCACUAUAAUGUCUUUUGCUUAAAUCGUGUAUAAUUAUAGACUUAAAUAAUUUGAUCCACAAACAUAUGUUUUCACAAACAGAAUACUGACGGUAUAUAAUUAAGAAAAUUGCACAAA